Molecule: messenger RNA, 2091 nt
Organism: Propithecus coquereli (Coquerel's sifaka)
Lineage: Eukaryota; Metazoa; Chordata; Mammalia; Primates; Indriidae
Gene: GLIS2
Product: GLIS family zinc finger 2
Exons: 6
Coding region: 42-1601 (519 amino acids)
Biological process (GO): regulation of transcription by RNA polymerase II; smoothened signaling pathway
Cellular component (GO): nucleus
Molecular function (GO): DNA-binding transcription factor activity, RNA polymerase II-specific; RNA polymerase II cis-regulatory region sequence-specific DNA binding
Source: RefSeq, a predicted model, not a curated record
CCAGCCCCCCACUGCCUGCUGCCACCUCCAGCCCCAUCACAAUGCACUCCUUGGACGAACCGCUCGACUUGAAGCUGAGCAUCACCAAGCUCCGGGCGGCGAGAGAGAAGAGGGAGAGGACGCUGGGUGUGGUCCGACCCCGUGCUCUGCACAGGGAGCUCGGCCUGGUGGACGACAGCCCCACGCCUGGCUCUCCAGGCUCCCCGCCCUCAGGCUUCCUGCUGAACCCCAAGUUCCCUGAGAAGGUGGAAGGACGCUUUUCAACAGCCCCUCUGGUGGACCUCAGCUUGUCCCCACCGUCUGGGCUGGACUCGCCCAACGGCAGCAGCUCACUGUCCCCUGAACGCCAGGGCAAUGGAGACCUGCCCCCAGUGCCUGCUGCUCCGGACUUCCAGCCACUGCGCUACUUGGAUGGCGUCCCCAGCUCCUUCCAGUUCUUCCUGCCCCUGGGCUCCGGGGGGGCCCUGCACCUGCCUGCUUCCUCCUUCCUCACCUCCCCCAAGGACAAGUGCCUCUCGCCAGAGCUGCCCCUGCCCAAGCAGCUGGUGUGUCGCUGGGCCAAAUGUAACCAGCUCUUCGAGCUCCUGCAAGACCUGGUGGACCACGUCAAUGACUACCAUGUCAAGCCCGAGAAGGACGCGGGCUACUGCUGCCACUGGGAGGGCUGUGCCCGUCACGGCCGUGGCUUCAACGCCAGGUACAAGAUGCUCAUCCACAUCCGCACGCACACCAACGAGAAGCCUCACCGCUGUCCCACCUGCAACAAGAGCUUCUCCCGCCUGGAGAACCUGAAGAUUCACAACCGCUCACACACAGGUGAGAAGCCCUAUGUCUGCCCCUACGAGGGCUGCAACAAGCGCUACUCCAACUCCAGUGACCGCUUCAAGCACACUCGCACCCACUACGUGGACAAGCCCUACUACUGCAAGAUGCCCGGCUGCCACAAGCGCUACACGGACCCCAGCUCACUGCGCAAGCACAUCAAGGCCCACGGUCACUUCGUGUCCCACGAGCAGCAAGAGCUCCUGCAGCUGCGCCCACCCCCCAAACCGCCACUGCCCACCCCUGACAGCAGCCCCUAUGUCAGUGGAGCCCAGAUCAUUAUCCCCAACCCUGCCGCCCUCUUUGGAGGCCCCGGCCUGCCGGGCCUACCCCUGCCCCUGGCCCCUGGUCCCCUGGACCUCAGCGCCCUGGCCUGUGGCAAUGGCGGGGGCGGUGGAGGUGGGGGGGGUAUGGGCCCUGUCCUGCCUCUCAAUCUGGCCAAGAACCCACUGCUACCCUCACCCUUCGGGGCUGGCGGACUGGGCCUGCCUGUGGUCUCCCUCCUCGCUGGUUCCGCUGGCGGCAAGGCCGAGGGGGAGAAGGGGCGUGGGCCGGUGCCCGCCAGGGCCCUCAGCAUGGAGGGCCGCAAGACGCCCCUCGAAAGGACGGAGAGCAGCUGCUCCCGGCCUAGCCCUGACGGACUCCCCCUGCUGCCAGGUACUGUGCUGGACCUGUCCACGGGCAUGAGCUCGGCAGCCAGCAGCCCAGAGGCACUGGCCCCUGGCUGGGUGGUCAUCCCACCGGGCUCCGUGCUGCUCAAACCGGCCGUGGUGAACUGACACCCCCAGGGGACACCGGAGGCAGCCCGGCCGGUACCCUGGCCCUGCCCAGACGAACGGAAACUCUCUGCGAAAUAGCAAUAAUGUCCUACUGCCCCGGGGCCUGGCUGGCUGUGCCCAGCCUGCCGGGCAGCAAGGAUGGUGCUAGGUCAUUGCUGGCUUCCGGCUACCGAGUGACGACCCGGACCUGCUGUCCGGGGAGAGCCGUGCUCUGGGUGCUGAGGCCUCACUCCCCUCGGGCCCUGCUGUCCCACAGCUUCUUUAAGAUCCUCCCCUGCCCUAGGUCCCCCUCGCUCUCCCCCCCUGGUGCCUCCCUCAUCCAGCGGCCAACCUAGGCAGCUCGCCCACCUCCCUACCUGCCACCUAUGGGGAUGGCAGAGCCUGCUGCCCAUGCCCCAGCAGUGGGGACGGGUGGGUGGCAUCUGCCCUCCCUGUGGGCACCAGGCUCCCCCCCCACCGUGUGAUCAGCUACAGGAGCAGAGGCCCCAGC